Molecule: messenger RNA, 3452 nt
Organism: Pelodiscus sinensis (Chinese soft-shelled turtle)
Lineage: Eukaryota; Metazoa; Chordata; Testudines; Trionychidae
Gene: ETNK2
Product: ethanolamine kinase 2
Biological process (GO): phosphatidylethanolamine biosynthetic process
Cellular component (GO): cytoplasm
Molecular function (GO): ethanolamine kinase activity
Source: RefSeq, a predicted model, not a curated record
UUUCGAGAUCCCUGCAUGAAAACCUUCUGUGGAUGUUCACAGGCGGAGCGAGCAUGUCGGGGCGCAAGGAGGACGCGCGCUGCGGACAGAGGAGUCAUGGAGCUGGAGAGACUGAGGGAGGGGGGACGAGAUGCCGUGUACUUGGGCACCUGGCCAAGUGGAGGAAACAGAACAAACCCCUCAUUCCAGCUGCGAGGAGCUGUCAGAGUAGUGACAGAGGCCACCGCGGCAGAGACGUCGCCGCUCUUCACUGACGGCAUCACCAACAAGCUCAUGGCCUGCUACAUGGAGGAGGGGAUGGCGGACGCCGUCCUGGUGAGAGUCUACGGCCGGAAGACGGAGCUGUUUGUGGACCGGGACAAUGAGCUGAAGAAUUUCCAGGUGCUGCAUGCCCAUGGCUGUGCCCCCAAGCUCUACUGCACCUUCCAGAAUGGCCUCUGCUAUGAGUUCAUGCAGGGGAUGGCGCUGGGACCUGAGCACGUGCGGGAGCCGCAGAUCUUCAGGUUGAUCGCCUGGGAAAUGGCUAAAAUACACACAAUUCACGCCAACGGGAGCCUACCCAAGCCCAACCUGUGGCACAAGCUACACAAGUACCUUGCCAUCAUGAAAACGGAGCUCUCCACGAAAGCAUCCAACCCCAGACUCCGUCAGGAAGUGCCCAGCCUGGAGGUGCUAGAACAAGAGCUUGCCUGGCUGAAGGAAUAUCUCUCCCAGCUGGGCUCCCCCAUCGUGCUCUGCCAUAACGACCUGCUGUGCAAAAACAUCAUCUACAACGAGACCCAAGACCAUGUGAAGUUCAUAGACUAUGAAUACGCCGGUUACAACUACCAGGCUUUCGACAUUGGGAACCACUUUAACGAAUUUGCAGGGGUGAACGAGGUGGAUUACAGCCUCUACCCCAGCCGAGACAUGCAGCUGCAGUGGCUGAGGUACUACCUGCAAGCCUACAAACCGCUGAGCCGGGACAACCAGGGAGGGGGAGUCGUCUCUGACAAGGAGCUGGAGACCCUCUACGUGCAAGUGAACCAGUUUGCUUUAGCCUCUCAUUUACUUUGGGCCUUCUGGAGCCUGAUCCAGGACCGAUAUUCCACCAUCGAAUUCAACUUCUUCAGGUAUGCCAGGCUGAGAUUUAAACAGUACUUCAAGGCCAAGUCAGUGGUGACAGCGCUGGAGAUGCCAAAAUGACAUCUUGAAGGUUGCUUCUGUUCCACUAGAUUCCCAGCUGUUUUCUCCCGCACAGACUGGCUGCGGCCGUGUCCUCAAACCUCAGUCAGCCACCAGCUAGCGGAGGGGGCAGAUCGUCUGAAGGGAGAGGGGGGAAAAGGGAAGAAAGACUUUCCAGGAAGCCAAAGAUUAAAUGAAGCCCCUGGAGCACAGUUAUCCCAUUUCUGGAUUUAGCCCCAUCGUCGGUUUUGCUGAUGGGGCGGCAGUGCCUUCGGGGGAUGACGCCAGAACUUGGCUGCUGUCGAGACUCUUGGUUCAGUGGCAUUCAGGAAGGCCAGGAGCUCAGCUGGACUCAGGACUGCCUUGCCGCUUAGUAUCGUCUGUGCGAUGGGAGCUGGCUUGGACCUCCUUUGUUCCUUGGGCCGGGUGUCCCGGCAGGUAUGUGCUUUACCGAAGCAAACUGUGUUGCUGCUUGGUGUCGCGUCCUCCAUGGGGCACGGGGAAUUCGGUCAAUCCUGUCUCAAGUGGGGACGGGGCAGAUGCUGCCCCGCUUGCCCCCAGGCUCCCCUUCUUCGCUAUAUUGCCAGAUCGUCAACGAUCUAGACCCCUUGCCCUUUAUUCCUGAACGCACACUUGGGGGUUACACAAGGUAGCCUGCACAGGGGCUGGAGAACCUAUUACUAGUCCCUGCCGUGGGCUAACCAAAGGCACAUGGGGGAAGAAGGGGCCCUUCCUUUAGUCCCAAGCCUUAAUGAUGAGGGUGACAGCAGCUGGCAGUGACCCCUGCACCCCCACUCCUCAGCAUUGUGGUUGCCUAUGUAAGGAGGCCAGUGGUUGCUCAAAGAGGAGAUGAAGACCCCCUGGCCCUGGAGAAUGGUUCUGCGUGCCAAAGGAAGGAAAUUUCUCUUCCCACAUAGCACUCCUCACCUAGUGCCUUGUCCCACAGCUGGUCAUGGGACAUAUAGCAGGGUGUCCUGGAGAUGUGGCGGAGGAUGCACAUACCUCUUCUCCCCUCCCCUCCCCAUCCCCCUCUACCCCGACGCUCUGCUGCUCAGGCAGUGAGGACCACGCGUCAUGAAGCACAGCUGGCUCCGAGUUGCUAAGUUGAGACGUGAGCUACCCCUGAGCGCAGGCAGAAAGGGGGAGCAUGUUGGGAACUGGAGUAGCUUUGCCUCGGGAGAACUAGAUCCCUGAAUGUUUAGAUCUGGCUUGGAAUUUCCCGUUAGCCCUGCCCGCCUACCCAGGAUGCUGUGGGGCAGGAGGGGCAACUCUGUGCAGCUGCUUCCACUGGCCACACGAAUACUUAAUUCUGGGUGGGGUUCGCACCAGCGUUUUCUUUGGCCUCAACUCCAUGGGGCCGUACUCGCUGGUCUCCUGACGGUAUUUCUACCAGCCAGGGGCUGCUGCAGCCCACGGGACCACUGUGUGCGCUUCAUUCCGGCCUGACGUGGCUCCCAGAGAUGUGUAGCGAGCCGGUAGCGGAUGCAGGCAGAAAUGGUAGAAGCCCGGUGCUCUCCUUGUGGCCUAGGAGUACUCCAUGCCUGAGUCGCUAGUGCUUCCCAUCUCCUUCACGCUGGCCUGGCUGCAGGAAGGGGCCCCCACCCGCGUGUACGGGGGAGAACACAACGGCAGGGGUUACGGGUGGGGUGAUGACCACAGCAAUGGCCGGGAAGUUCCUGGCUGUGCGGUGGGGCCACACUCCAGGUCGGGGCAGCUCUGCACCACCCCGGUUGCACUCACAGCGGGAGCUGGGCAUCGCACCCCCCGCUCCAAAGGUAGCCAGAGUGUCCCCCUCCCCUGCCACGCAGCCAGGGCUCAACUUGGCGCCUUGUGAGCAGCUGGCAGCAUGGGCCUUUUGUUCUGGCAGAGGGUUAAACGGGCCAGGUCAGCUCCUGCUGCAAACUGGAGCCAUUAUGGGUGCUAUAGCGUGGGGGGUGCACUGCAAAAUGAGCACGUUUCUCCCCAUUCCAUGCCAAACCAGCGUCCGCCCCGCUGCUUACAGGCUGGCUUGGCACAGUCUUGCCCUGCUCCCUUCAUCCGCCCACCUGGCUGGCCGCGAUGCCCAGCAGCUCACGUUGUCAGGGUGGCUGCAGUUUUCUGGCGUCGAGCUCUGCCUUCUUUCUCCGUCCUGCACUUCACCUACAGGAUGGUGGGUGUCGCCGUGGUUACGGGUGGUGCCUUCUGCCCGAGGGAACAGGUGCUCCCCUGACGUGGCAAGAGCCUGUUAGCCCAGCGUGUCGGGUGUUGUCUCAAAGGGGGAGCAAAUAAAAAGCUGCUGCUGUCUGGAU